Messenger RNA from Phytophthora nicotianae INRA-310, 483 nucleotides. RefSeq lists its product as hypothetical. The coding region runs from base 1 to 483 and encodes 160 amino acids. The transcript is spliced from 3 exons. Gene Ontology annotation, molecular function: protein binding. NCBI's taxonomy places the organism in Eukaryota, Oomycota, Peronosporomycetes, Peronosporales, Peronosporaceae. The record is from RefSeq and is a predicted model, not a curated record.
AUGAGUACUUGUUCGCCAUUGCAACUAAGCGCGUCUUUCAAGCGAUAUUAUGCUCAGAUGCGUGACCCCACCUUUGCAACAGCAACAACCCCGUUGCACGUGGCUGUGCUCAAUAACGACUAUAACCGAGUGCACCAGCUUCUGACCAAGAAUGGCGUUGACCCGAACAUCACCGACCAGACCGGAUGUAGCGCACUUAAUCACGCAGCACUACUUGGAAAUGCAAAAAUCUGCGAGUUGCUGGUCGCGUCUGGAGCUAGUACCAAUUGCGCAGCUCACGACGGAAGCUCACCCCUCCAUAAAGCCGCACAGGGUGGACGCACCAGUGUCGUCCAGCUAUUGCUUCGUGAAGGAACCGAUCCGUAUGCAUUAAACAAGAAAGGGGAAAACGCGUACACGAUCGCCAGUCAUCGAAAUCAUGUGCAAGUAGCGAUGCUGUUGUAUCCAUACUCGACACUGCAAGGCGAGAAGCGAUUGGAAUAG